Messenger RNA from Poeciliopsis prolifica (blackstripe livebearer), 3071 nucleotides. Its product is annotated as 3-hydroxy-3-methylglutaryl-coenzyme A reductase-like. Gene Ontology annotation, biological process: isoprenoid biosynthetic process; coenzyme A metabolic process; sterol biosynthetic process. The record is from RefSeq and is a predicted model, not a curated record. Lineage: Eukaryota; Metazoa; Chordata; Actinopteri; Cyprinodontiformes; Poeciliidae. Gene Ontology annotation, molecular function: NADP binding; protein binding; hydroxymethylglutaryl-CoA reductase (NADPH) activity. Gene Ontology annotation, cellular component: peroxisomal membrane; endoplasmic reticulum membrane.
UUGACUCCGAGUCCGAAAGCUGCUGAAUCUCUGCUGAAGCUCUUCUGUUCAGGCUCAGCGGGUGAGAGCAGUCCACCGCAGCGUCCACCGCAGCAGGACCGAAGCUUUAUUGCACCAUGCUAAGUCCUCUGUUUCGCGCCCACGGCCUCUUGGUGGCCUCACACCCAUGGGAGGUGAUUGUUGGGACAAUCACCCUCACCAUCUGCAUGUUGUCCAUGAACAUGUUCACCGGCAAUGAUCAGAUCUGCGGCUGGAAUCUGGACUGCCCCAAAACAGAAGAGGAAAUUCUAAGCAGUGACAUCAUCAUCCUGACCAUCACUCGUUGUAUAGCCAUUGUCUACAUAUAUUUUCAGUUCCAGAGCUUAAGACAACUGGGAUCCAAAUACAUUCUAGGAAUUGCUGGUCUUUUUACCAUUUUCUCCAGCUUUGUGUUCAGCACAGUUGUUAUUCACUUUUUUGAUAAGGAGCUCACUGGCCUCAACGAGGCACUGCCCUUCUUCUUACUUCUCAUUGACCUUUCCAAGGCCUGCACCCUUGCCAAGUUUGCCUUAAGCUCCAGUUCUCAGGAUGAAGUAAGGGAAAACAUUGGAACUGGCAUGGCUGUACUCGGACCUACCUUCACUCUAGAUGCUCUGGUUGAGUGCUUACUCAUUGGAGUAGGAACCAUGUCAGGUGUGAAACAGUUGGAAAUCAUGUGUGGCUUUGGAUGCAUGUCUGUUUUAGCCAACUAUUUUGUGUUUAUGACUUUCUUCCCUGCCUGUGUCUCUCUGGUCCUUGAGUUGUCACGUGAGAGUCAGGAAGGUCACCCGAUCUGGCAGCUAAGUGACUUCUCCAGAGUGAUGGAGGAGGAGGACAACAAACCCAAUCCUGUAACUCAGAGAGUCAAAAUGAUCAUGUCUCUUGGACUUGUGAUGGUUCAUGCCCACAGCCGAUGGAUUUCCAAACCAUUGUCCUCAAAUACAACAGGGAGUAAUGCACAACUUGGCAUGGAACUCGAUCAGUUAUCUCCCAGAAAAAUUGAGCCAGAAAUGCCACUGUGGCACUUCUACCUCAGCAGAAUGAUAACCAUGGACAUAGAGCAAGUGAUCUGUCUGGCCUUAGCUCUGCUGUUGACUGUCAAGUACAAAGUUGAGCAAGUGGAGAUGGAGUCUACACUGUCUCUUAGGAACCCCAUCACCAGCCCAAACCAGCAAUACAACAAGACCUGCUGCAUGAGGGAGCUUUCUGCACCCAGAUUUUCACCACCUGCAGCCCCUUGCAGGGAAGAAAGAGAUGAAGUUAUUCGGCCAUUUCCUGCCACCACCACUGACUGUCAGUCAAAGAGCUUGUUUGUCAUUGGGGAAGAAAAUGGGGAGAUGAAGUAUGACAACACUGAGUCCAGUCUGCUGCAGAAUCCCAGAGGACUGGAUGAAUGUGUGUCUAUCUUUAACAACCCUGAGCAAGGUCCGUAUCAUUUAAGUGAUGCAGAGGUGAUGCUGCUGGUAACCUCCAAACACAUCCCAGCAUACAAACUGGAGACUUUGAUGGAGAAACCAGAGAGAGGAGUGUCGAUACGAAGACAGAUGAUCUCUGCCAAGCUUUCUUGUCCUUCUGCACUCUCCUCCCUUCCAUAUAUUAACUACGACUACUCCAAGGUUAUGGGUACCUGCUGUGAGAAUGUGAUUGGUUACAUCCCAGUACCGGUUGGAGUUGCAGGACCGCUACAUCUGGAUGGAAAACAGUUCCAGAUUCCCAUGGCAACUACAGAAGGCUGCUUAGUUGCAAGCACUAACCGAGGCUGUCGUGCAAUUGCUCUGUCUGGAGGAGCCAGCAGCUGCAUCCUGGCCGAUGGCAUGACUCGUGGUCCUGUGGUCAGACUUCCAUCUGCCUGCAAGGCUGCUGAGGUGAAGGCCUGGCUAGAGAGUCCAGAUGGCUUUCAGGACAUCACGGAGGCUUUUGACAACAGCAGCAGAUUUGCACGGCUACAAAAAUUGUUGGUUGGACUGGCUGGGAGAAAUCUUUACAUACGUUUCCAGUGCAGGACAGGAGAUGCUAUGGGAAUGAAUAUGAUCUCUAAGGGCACAGAAAAGGCUCUAAGCAGGCUGCAGCAGCACUUUCCGGAGCUGCAGGUAGUGGCAGUCAGUGGGAACUACUGUACAGACAAGAAACCUGCUGCUAUCAACUGGAUCGAAGGGAGGGGCAAGUCUGCUGUCUGUGAAGCUACCAUCUCUGCAAAGGUGGUCCAAGAGGUUUUGAAGACUACAACUGAGGCCUUGAUAGAAGUCAACAUCAGUAAAAACCUGGUUGGCUCAGCCAUGGCAGGCAGCAUUGGUGGAUUUAAUGCACACGCUGCCAACUUGGUGGCUGCCAUAAUAGCCUGUGGGCAGGAUCCGGCCCAGUCAGUGACCAGCAGUAACUGCAUUACUCUCAUGGAGCCAUCAGGACCAACAGGGAAGGACCUGUACAUCAGCUGCACUAUGCCCUCUAUAGAGGUGGGCACUGUGGGAGGAGGCACUAACCUGCCCCCUCAACAAGCCUGCCUCAAGAUGCUGGGAGUCCAGGGUGCAAGUCAGCAGUACCCAGGGGAGAAUGCCUGCCAGCUGGCCAGGAUUGUAUGUGCUACAGUGCUGGCUGGAGAGCUCUCACUGCUGAGUGCUCUGGCUGCUGGGCACCUUGUCAAGAGUCACAUGACUCAUAACAGAUCUAAGGUGGACUUACAUGGGACUCAGGGAACAUGCAGCAGGAGGCUCAAUGCAGACUGGCAGAAGUUAGGUCUUGUUCAAGAAACUGGAUGGAAGCCAUAAAGAGUAACCCAGUUUGAACAGAUUAAUCAUUUAUCAGUGAAGAAAAGACUUCAGCUGUCUUCCAAAACUCUUAAUACAAUAUAACAUUUUGAUCAAGUAUUGUUCAGUCCAUAAAAAAAUCUUAAGCAACUCAGUUUUUCUUACUGCAUCUACUUGUAUUUUGAGGAUUUUUGUCAUCAAGCACUUUUGCCAAAAUAAUCACAAACUGAGAUGUACAAAGGUAAGACUUAAGCUCAAUAAAUGUUUCUUGCUGGAUAGUCAUACUCACCAGCAAAGUUGCUUUUUACA